Zymoseptoria tritici IPO323 is the source of this 2059-nucleotide messenger RNA. RefSeq lists its product as uncharacterized. Gene Ontology annotation, molecular function: translation elongation factor activity; GTPase activity; GTP binding. Gene Ontology annotation, biological process: translational elongation. The transcript has 5 exons. Lineage: Eukaryota; Fungi; Ascomycota; Dothideomycetes; Mycosphaerellales; Mycosphaerellaceae. The coding region runs from base 41 to 2014 and encodes 657 amino acids. The record is from RefSeq and is a predicted model, not a curated record.
AAUGAUAUUACGGAUACGCAGCAAUUGAAGACAACGAAUCAUGGCCACCCGAUCCGAUCGAUUCAGAGAUGCGCCGCAGACAGCUCAAGAGCGGAGAGCAGGCGAAUCGGCUCUCUCCGAUUUCGCCGACUACGUCCAACAACAACAAGCUCUACGCAAGCAUCCACUCGCUCCCCCAGCUCCCGCGACCGCCACCGCAAAGACCGAGCACGCCGAACUCGAUAUCCUUGACACUCUCGAUCUUGCCGACGAUAAGCCCAAAGUCCGGCUAAAACAGCUUCUCCUCGACGAAGCCGCCGACACGAAAGAGCAGUCCAUCACUCAACUACAGACUCUCAUUGCCACACGGUGUGACGAAGGCCAUGGCGAGUGCCUCUUCGAUGUCGGCUUGGAAGACAAUGGCGACAGUCUGAACCUUACCACUGAUGAGUGGGAAGCUGCGCUCUCGCGGCUGAAAGUGGUCUUGGAGAAGCUCAAAGCAGACUGGAAAGUGUUGAUGACGAAGAACGUACCAGACAGUGCGGUCGAUGUUGGAAACGCUCUCAAAAAGGAGAAUGGAUGCGUAGGGAAAUUGAUGAUCAGACGGAGACCGCAAGAGAUCGACGAUGCCAUUGAGACUCGAAUAGCAGUGGUUGGGAAUGUGGAUGCCGGAAAGAGCACACUCCUGGGUGUGUUGGUGAAGGGCGGACUGGACGAUGGUCGCGGUAAAGCUCGAGUCAACCUAUUCCGGCAUAAGCAUGAGGUGGAGUCUGGAAGGACAUCGAGUGUAGGCAUGGAGAUUAUGGGUUUCGACACGAAGGGUGAGGUGGUGGUAUCCGGCGUGCCUGGGAGGAAGCUGAGCUGGGAGGAGAUUGGCAAGAGGAGUGCAAAAGUCAUCUCGUUCACAGAUCUGGCGGGACACGAGCGGUAUCUACGGACAACUGUCUUUGGGCUGCUAUCGAGCGAGCCGAAUUACUGCCUACUGAUGGUCGCGGCGAACAAUGGCCUCAUUGGAAUGUCGAAAGAACAUCUGGGCAUCGCUCUUGCUCUCAAUGUUCCAGUCAUGGUCGUAGUGACCAAAAUCGACAUCUGCCCACCUCAGAUCCUGCAACAAACCCUCACACAGCUUACCAAAAUUCUCAAGUCUCCCGGGGCUCGCAAAAUCCCAAUCUUCAUCAAGUCCCGCGAGGAAUGCGUCAAUACGGCUACUCAGUUCGUCAGUCAACGCAUCUGUCCGAUCUUUCAAGUCUCCAACGUGACCGGCGAGUCUCUCGACUUGGUCCGCGAGUUCCUCAACAUCCUACCUCACCACGGCAAAUACGAUGCAACCGCUCCCUUUGAGUUCCAUAUCAAUGACACCUUCUCCGUUCCCUUCGUCGGCACCGUCGUCUCGGGAGUCGUCAAGUCUGGUCUCGUACAUGCCGGUGACUCUGUCCUCGUCGGUCCCGACUCCCUCGGCCAGUUCACCACCACAACCAUUCGCUCCAUCGAACGAAAACGCAUUCCCGUUCCCGCUUGCUCGGCAGGACAAUCCGCCUCGUUCGCUCUACGGCGUGUCCGUCGCAAAGAUGUUCGCAAGGGCAUGGUCGUUUUGCUCGGCAAGUCCGCCGACCCAUCAAAUCCCAACUCUACCACACUUGUCCCCGCCAUCCAACCCAAAGUUCACCGCGAGUUCGUGGCUGAGGUCCUCAUCCUUUCUCACGCUACCACUAUCCGGAACAAAUACCAAGCAAUGCUGCACGUCGGUCCGAUUUCGCAGACCUGCGCCAUCAUAGACAUCGAUCGAGCGUACAUCCGGACAGGAGAUCGUGCGACAGUGGCGUUCAGGUUCGUGCAGAGGCCAGAGUACCUCAGUGUAGGGGAGAGGAUACUGUUCCGAGAAGGAAGGACGAAAGGUCUGGGAAUUGUAAAGGCGGUGGGGUAUGAUCCGUCAAAACCGUUGAACCCGGAUGGAUUGAAGGAGGGUGAGAAUGGGGAGAGCGAGAAGGUGGCGAAUGUAGAGAGCGGAGAGAAUGGAGAGAAGGCCAAGGUGUGAGGUGUACUUUUCCACGCCGACCUCACGGUGCCUUCCUCGACUUUC